Messenger RNA from Dovyalis caffra, 498 nucleotides. The record is from the annotation of a GenBank genome assembly. NCBI's taxonomy places the organism in Eukaryota, Viridiplantae, Streptophyta, Magnoliopsida, Malpighiales, Salicaceae.
AUGGCUCAAUUUCUUCUUCUUUGCCUUGUUUUAGCAGAUGCUUUUGUAGGUCUAGCAAUGGCUAGUGAAAAGGUUCAAACCAUGGUGCAGCCUAACGCUGCACCAUCCUCAUACCCACAAGCUCCUACUCAGAAUUCAUACGAGGCUCAAGCGCCCAUGAUUAGGAAACUUGGGAAACACCACCACCAUAAAACGGUCCAGUCCUUCGUUGCCCCAAGACUUAGCCCAUCUAUAGCUCCUCCCCAAGCUCAAGCGAACGUUCAUUCUACAAAAGAAACCAGUUCUUUGGAUCAAAAUACGUCUUUAUCUGAGCCCAAUAGUACUGAAGAGAACGUUAGCAUCCAAGUGCAAGAUAUUCACCUUCCAAACCAUCAUCAUUCAGUGGAUAAAUCAGUAGCUGGAGGCGGUGUCAUUCUUGGGGGUCUUGCCACCACAUUUUUAGUGGCUGUUUUCUGUUACAUUAGAGCUACUGGUAGACAUAAAGCAGAAACUACUUGA